CUGGCGCGGCCGGUGGUGGCGGUGGCGGUAGAGACCUGAAUCUUGCAGUUCGCGGCGGCGCUGGGGCGCAGCCAGGCGGCGGCGCCGGCGGAGACCGAGGCUGAGCUCUGAGCUACCCGUGCGCACAGCUUUGCCCGUCCCCCAGGAGCGGACCCCACACACCCUUCGUCUGUCCCUGGGGUCUUUGAGCCCCCCACGAGUGCCCUUCCAUCUCCUUGAGUGACUACAGCGUGUGUUUUGUUUUUCUUCCUUCUUCCCCUGCCCGUGUACCCUUCUCCAGGAUGGCAGAGGCGGAAUUGCACAAGGAGAGGCUGCAAGCCAUAGCAGAAAAAAGAAAGAGGCAGACAGAAAUCGAAGGGAAGAGAAGGCAGCUGGACGAGCAAGUACUGCUGCUGCAGCAUUCCAAGUCUAAAGUACUCCGGGAAAAAUGGCUGCUGCAGGGUGUGCCUGCGGGAACAGCGGAGGAGGAGGAAGCCAGGAGGCGGCAGUCUGAAGAGGAUGAGCUCAAAGUCAAGCAGCUUGAAGAUAACAUUCAGAGGCUGGAGCAGGAAAUACAAGCGCUCGAAAGUGAAGAGUCCCAGAUAUCUGCCAAAGAGCAGAUCAUCCUCGAGAAACUGAAGGAGACAGAGAAAUCCUUCCAGGACUUGCAGAAGAGUUUCUCCACGGCUGAUGGAGCUAUAUACGCCAUGGAAAUUAAUGUGGAGACAGACAAACAGACAGGAGAGACCAAGAUUCUCUCUGCAUCCACCAUUGGCCCAGAGGGGGUCCAUCAGAGAGGAGUCAAAGUCUAUGAUGAUGGUACCAAAGUAGUUUAUGAGGUGCACUCAGGAGGCACCGUGGUAGAAAACGGAGUCCACAAAUUAAGCGCAAAGGACGUGGAAGAACUAAUUCAGAAGGCUGGACAAUCAAGCUUCAGGGGACACAUGUCGGAAAGGACUGUUGUUGCGGAUGGGAGCCUGGGCCAUCCCAAGGAACACAUGCUCUGCAAAGAAGCCAAGUUAGAAAUGGUGCAGAAAUCCAGGAAAGACCCCGCUUCGGGAAACCCCGGGCAGCAGGCUCAGCCCGCCAGCACGGAAGGGCCAGAGGCAAACCUGGAUCAGCCCGUCACCAUGAUUUUUAUGGGCUACCAAAACAUCGAAGAUGAAGAGGAGACGAAAAAGGUGCUAGGCUAUGACGAAACCAUCAAGGCCGAAUUAGUCUUGAUCGAUGAAGACGACGAGAAAUCGCUAAGAGAGAAGACGGUGACGGACGUGUCCACCAUCGAUGGGAACGCGGCCGAGCUGGUGUCCGGGAGGCCCACGUCCGACACCACAGAACCCUCAUCCCCAGAAGGCAAGGAAGAGAGCCUGGCCACAGAACCAGCCCCAGCAUCUGGGUGGUCCAGUGUGCUGCUACAGGGGGAUGAGGCAACUGCAGAUCUCAUAGGAACCGUAGGAACCGGUGCAGACAUGGCCAUUGAGAAGCCUCCCCAGCUUUCUGAGGAUGCUAACCAGCUGAGAAGCAAGCAGGACGACUGUGGUGACAUUCGCCCGGAGCCUGCUGCCAGCUCUCCCUCCCCAGAUCACAAAAACAUGGAACUUGAGGUGUCUGUGGCAGAAUGUAAAAGUGUGCCUGGAGUCACCUCUACCCCCCAUUCCAAGGACCACUCUUCCCCCUUAUAUUCGCCCUCACACAAUGGCCUCCUCGCUGAUCACCACGAGUCCUUAGAUAAUGAUGUUGUCAGAGAGAUCCGAUAUCUAGAUGAGGUGCUGGAGGCCAAUUGCUGUGACUCCUCUGUGGAUGGAACUUACAACGGAAUCUCCUCCCCAGAGCCUGGCGCGGCCAUACUGGUGAGCAGCCUGGGCUCACCUGCCUAUACACCUACCCCUUCAGCUACUCAGGCCGAACCCACUGAGAAAGCAUCUGGCAGGCAGGUGCCUCCUCACAUUGAGCUCAGCAGAAGCCCUUCUGACACCAUGGCUGAAGGAGAAAGAGCCAAUGGGCACGCCACUGACCAGCCCCAAAGCAUGCUGGGGGAUGGCCUGCAAGCCCCUGCCAGUCCCAGCUCCUCUACCAGCUCGCACUGCUCCUCCCGAGACGGAGAGUUCACGCUCACCACGCUGAAGAAGGAGGCCAAGUUUGAGCUGCGUGCCUUCCACGAGGACAAGAAACCCUCCAAACUCUUCGAGGAGGAUGAACAUGAGAGGGAGCAGUUCUGCGUGCGGAAAGUGAGGCCCUCCGAAGAGAUGCUCGAGCUGGAGAAGGAGCGGCGGGAGCUCAUUCGGAGUCAGGCCGUGAAGAAGAAUCCAGGCAUUGCUGCCAAGUGGUGGAAUCCCCCCCAGGAAAAAACUAUUGAGGAACAGCUGGACGAGGAACAUCUGGAGUCGCACAGAAAGUACAAGGAGCGCAAAGAGAGAAGGGCACAGCAGGAACAGCUACAGCUGCAGCAACAGCUGCAGCAACAACAACAGCAGCUGCAGCAACAGCAGCAACCGCCCCUGUCCCAGCUCUGCACAGCUCCAGCUUCUCACGAACACCUAGACGGCAUUGAACGCACCAAAGAGGAUGUGGUCACCGAGCAGAUUGACUUCUCUGCGGCACGCAAGCAGUUCCAGCUGAUGGAGAAUUCCCGGCAAACGUUGGCCAAGGGCCAGAGCACACCACGGCUCUUCUCCAUCAAGCCGUUCUACAGACCUCUUGGAUCCCUCACCUCAGAUAAGCCGCCAACCAUCUUGCGACCAGCAACCCUUGGGGGACCUCUGGAAGACUGCAGCACCCAGGCAGCCAAGGGGCCGAGAGGGUCCUGUGUAUCUGAGAGCCAGUCUCCAGGGGCAGGCCCGGGUAGCACUGCCACUCAGGGAAAGGAAGGGCCGUACAGUGAGCCUUCCAAACGUGGGCCCUUGUCUAAAUUGUGGGCAGAGGAAGGGGAGUUCACGAGCGCCCGGGCUGUUCUUACUGUAGUCAAGGACGAAGAUCAUGGGAUUUUGGACCAGUUUUCAAGAUCUGUCAACGUGUCUUUGACCCAAGAGGAGCUGGACUCAGGUGUGGACGAGCUGUCUGUGAGGUCUCAGGACACCACGGUCCUGGAGACUCUGUCCAAUGACUUCAGCAUGGAUAACAUUAGUGACAGUGGAACUUCCAACGAGACACCCAGUGCCCUUCAGGAAAACUCUCUGGCUGACUUCCCUCUGCUCCAGACUCCCCAAACAGACAACCCCUCAGAGGGCCGAGAAGGAGUCUCCAAGUCCUUCAGCGACCACGGUUUCUAUUCUCCUUCUUCCACACUGGGAGAUUCCCCAUCAGUCGAUGACCCCUUGGAGUAUCAGGCUGGGCUUCUGGUGCAGAAUGCCAUCCAACAAGCCAUAGCUGAGCAGGUAGAUGAGGCUGCACCGUACACCAGCAAGGAGGAGCCAGAACAGCAGGGACCCAAAGCAACAGCCGAGGAAGCCGAAAGCCCAGCUUCUGGCACCGGGAAACCCCAGAGCAUGUUUGCGCCACCUCAGGUGUCCUCUCCUGUUCAAGAGAAAAGGGAUGUGUUACCAAAGAUCCUCCCCGUGGAGGACAAGGCACUCAGGGAAAAGGGGCCCUCCCAGCCAUUGGCCGCCGUACAGCCCAGCGGGCCAGUCAACAUGGAAGAGAGCAGGCCCGAAGGAGGCUACUUCAGCAAGUAUUCAGAGGCAGCCGAGCUGAGAAGCACAGCCUCCCUCCUGGCCACGCAAGAGUCUGAUGUCAUGGUUGGGCCCUUCAAACUGAGGUCCAGGAAGCAGCGGACUUUGUCCAUGAUCGAAGAAGAGAUCCGAGCAGCCCAGGAAAGGGAAGAGGAGCUGAAGCGACAGAGACAAGCGGCACAGAGCGUACCCAGCCCCAGGGCCAAGAACGCCCCAUCGCUGCCUUCCAGAACUCCCUGCUACAAAACUGCUCCAGGGAAAAUAGAGAAAGUCAAACCUCCUCCAUCCCCCACUACCGAAGGUCCCAGCUUGCAGCCUGACUUAGCCCCUGAAGAGGCUGCCGGAACCCAGCGGCCCAAGAACCUGAUGCAGACCCUCAUGGAAGACUAUGAGACACACAAAUCUAAAAGGCGCGAGCGAAUGGAUGAUAGUAGUGUCCUGGAGGCCACACGGGUUAAUCGAAGAAAGAGCGCUCUGGCCUUGCGCUGGGAGGCAGGGAUUUAUGCCAACCAGGAGGAGGAGGAGGGCAAUGAGUAGACUUCCUUCAGCCCAGGAAACUCCUUUGCUGAAGGAGUUUCUGCAAAGAAACCAAGAAAUGAUGAAUUCAGAAGCAUUUUAACGGACUAUUUAUUGAAGUGCAUACAAACUCAACAGUUCUCAUGUAGACCAGAAGCUGCAAUGCACGAUGGUAAAAAGAUAAACAAAUAAAACAAAAAGAAAAAAAAAAGCGAAGAAGUCCACCCAUCAAACUCUUGAGACCAGAGAGUCAGAAGAGAAAGGACUUCUUCAUGAUUCAAAGAAGCCCCUGGCUUUGGACCAUUCCACAACCAAUCCAAAGGGACACAGACCUGACGAUAUGAGUCAGCAUAGCUGCCGCAGGCAGAACUAAAGCCAGCCUUGGCUGGGUGACAGGGAGCAAGCGGUGACACAGUCGUCCCAUUCCGAGGCGUCAAACAGGGCCCGGGCUGGUACAGUCUACAGCAGACAGGCUCUCUAUUCCCCCACACCAGCUUCCAGCCCUUGCUCUCCUGAGGCAUCAGACAUGUUGGGUUGACUCCGUUUUCUCCAGCAGCCAUAAAACGAGUGGUCUUUCUUUCCAAAGUUGCCCAAAGGGGGCAGUGAUGAUUCAAUCUCGCUUAUGUGAAAUCAUUUUUAAUUGGGAACACUCAAUGGUCGCAUAUAUAAAGACCUGUAUUUUUAAGACAAUAUCUCUUCAUGUUGCAGAUGCAAUCUGUUCUACGGUAGGAGGUUGAGAAUGCUAGGGGAGAGAGCCAAACCAAAUGGGUUAUUAGCUUUAGAACCUUCUGCUUAUCCUGGUGACUGGUCAUUUUAGGAAAACACUUUCACAGUUCUGUUUCUUCAUACUAAAACUAUAUUUAGCGGGCAAUGACUAUUUUUAUGAUGGGAUGGGGGAUAGGAACAUGGAUAAAAUCUGUACCCAGUAAACAGCUUGGUUCGAGAUGGUAGGGAUGUUUUGAGAAUGGCAAUAAUUGAAAAAAAAAAGGGGUGCAGGCUCUGCCUCAGAAGGGUAUAGAUGAUCAGAAGUAUGGUGUGUAUAACUAUUUUGUAUUUUAAAGUGGGCCUUAGAAGUGGCUGGGGCAUAGGGUGACUCUCUUGGAUCUGAGAAAGGCAACGUUAAAGCCACGGAGGUAAAGAGAGAAAUGGGGUGGGAGGGAGAAAGACUGGGAAAGGAAGGAAGAGAGAUUAUUUUUUGCUGAAUAACCAGUGUUUUUCAGGAUGACAAAGAGAAAAAUAUAGAAUAGAAAUUUUAAGUACAGACAUGGAAUCAGCUACAAAUCCUAAAGAUGGUGUGUGUGCCUCCUUGUGCCUGUAUAAAGAGUGUAUGUUCGCGAGCAAGGAUAUGACAUGUGUGUGCGUGUGUGUGUGCACAUGUGCGUGUGUGUGUGCGCAUGUGUGUGUGCAUGCGUGUGUGUGUGCGUCCGUGUGUGUGUGUGUGUGUGUGUGUGUGUGUGUGUGCAUGCAUGUGUUAAAAUUUCAGGUUGAUUGUGACACAUGGCUGUCUGCCAGCUUCAGGAGUGAGUGAGAGUUUUCUUUUUUAUGAAAAGGGAUAUCAAGGCACAGGGCUGGUGCGGUAUUUCUUAUAUUGAACCGACCUAACGUGGUGUUUGCGUGACUCACAAUUGUGAAGUUUGGUGCAGUUUUGUAUUGGUGAUUUGACAUUUAGACCACAUCCUAUUUAUUCUCAUGCUUUGUAUUCAUGCAUCACGGACUAUAGAGGAUUCCAGCUUUACUCUUUCUGUCAUUUAAAGCAAUAUGAUAAGGGCAUUCACUAAUCAGGUGCCCUGAGUUUCUGGAUGAGGGAAUGUUUCAUUUCUGGCAAGGAGGGGAAGGGGGGGAGAAGGAGUGGGAGGGGGAGGAGGAAAAAGAAGAACUAACCAGCCUUCAUUAUUUUCCCUUUAUUUUAAAGACAAUUUCUUAAAAAGCAAUAAUUAAAUCAGACCUUGCUAAAAUCUAUUUUUGUUUUAUGUUAUUAUGUCAUAGGAUUUAAUAUGUUAUUCUAAUAAGUAGCGACUCCACAAUAUUUAUAUGUACCUUCCAACGUGUUAUCUUUUCUCUUUUUAUUAUACUAGCACUGACUUUGGGGGAAAGCUUAUUCACUGGUAAGUGGUGGGCACGAGGUAAAAAGGAAUUGCCUGAUGACUUACAAGGAUCUUUAAGAACUGCCAAGGGACCCUGUAACUCGAAGCCAAAGUCUACAGAUGGUAGCCAGAUUAUACGAGGGGAGUGCACACUGUCUUUAGAUGGUUCGUUCUUUUAGACAUAAUGUUUUUAAAAAUGCUAGACUUUGGGGCAGAGAACAAAUGAGACCUUUGCUGCUGCAAGGAAUUUGCUUCACAGUAAGGGAAACUGGCCCAGAGCAAAUGUUCUGGCACAUGACAUCCGUGUCGGAUUAGAAGUCCUGCUAGCUAGCACACUGGAGGGCACAGCUUUGUCUAAGGAGUUCCAGCUGGAGGCCCCAACUGCCUGGCCUGAGAACACAAUGAUGUGGGUGUCCCUUCCCUUGGGAAACAGGGAUAAGUGUCCCAGGGCCCUACCCAGUAGCACCUAGAGCUAGAGAGUGAGAUAGUACUGGUCACAGAAGAAGAAAACUGGCUGCCUCAUGUUUUCUGGGAUCUGCUGGAGACUGUAGAGGCAGUGCAAACAACUCCCUCAGUUUUCCCAAGAUGAAAUGGUCCUCAUGAUUUCCUUAAAUUUCAUAUCCUGUUUGGAAGGGAACCUUGGACCCACACGGAGGGUACACUGAGGAAAGAAUCGGCAGCUGGAGCCCACACAAUCCAUGGGGUCACUUCGGUGGUAGAUGAAGUGGUCUUUUGACUGCAGUAGCUUGAACAAGAAGUUCUGAAGGGUUGGGGAUUAUAGAGCCGGGGACCUUGGGCCAUACUCCAUUUGUGGGUAAGGAGAGGCCCAGUUUCUUCGACUCUUUCCUGCUCACACAGCUUUUUUUCCAUGGUGGCCCCUCCAUUUCCUUGUUUUCCUGGUAUCCCUCAAUUCUAAUGGCUCCCAUUUGUUUCCUCGCUCUCCUUGCUGAUGGUUCUAGAAUAUUCUAUUUAAAUAGAAAUCACAGUUUCAUGGGAGAGCCAGCUUUUCUCUGUUCUUGGUGGGGUGGGGGGUGUUUAAUUCUUUUUCCUUAUUCAAGAAACAUUUGAGCCAUUGCUUUGGGCGUCUCCUUGUGCUAGGCUCUAGGAUCCCACAUGGGCCCCAUCACUUUCCUGACAUGAUCCAGCAGGUCCCUGGAGGAAAGUAUGCCCUGCCCCAUAGGCCCCAGGCGAGAGGUUCCUCAUGAGUUUUGCCUCUGACGCUCUGCUCUACCCUGCAUCAAAGCUUGUUAGUCUCAACUGUAAGAAAUGUGUAGCUUCCGUAGAUGUUCACAACCCUCCUGAGAGAACUCCACACCACAGUGUUUGUACGCCCACUUCCCUCCAGAGCCAAGGCUAACAGCCUUGGCUGUCUUAUCUAGGAAUAAAGGAAGCAGGACACGGUGCAUGUCCCUUCCGCUUACCCAUGCAUGCUGCCCACCCUAGGCAACAACAUAGAAACAGUAUAUAGAUCAGUGUCCACACACACAUUCACGCACACACGCGCACACACACACACACACACACACACUAGAACAAGGAACACCAAAACAGUGUUGAUUGUUGUCUUUAAAGAUAUUUUUUUCACCUGAAGAAUGGAUUUAAACUAUGUAUUAAAAAAAAACAAAAAACAAAUAGCCUAAGUGUUAGAGAUGGUGAAUAUAUCCAGUUUCAGUUACACAACCAAUUUACUGGAUUUUAAGCGUUCCGUGAGCUGCCAAGUUUUAUUUUGUGUUGCGCUUUAUCCAAAUGAUUUUUCCUUUUUUUUUUUUUAAAUUGGAGGAAGGGUGGGUUGGGGGGGAUGAGGGGCAGCAGCAAUACUGUGUUUGAAAAUAUGAUACUCUGUACCUGGCUUUCCUGUGUUAUGUUAACCACUUAAAUGUUUUUAUUCUGCUUCAGUUUUAUAGUGACUGUGAAGGCGGUCCAUGCAGCUAUACAGUUAUUUUCUCAAUAAAACUCAACACGCG
Arvicola amphibius (Eurasian water vole) is the source of this 8211-nucleotide messenger RNA. RefSeq names its product PALM2 and AKAP2 fusion (gene Palm2akap2). Gene Ontology annotation, cellular component: membrane. Gene Ontology annotation, biological process: regulation of cell shape. The coding region runs from base 282 to 4184 and encodes 1300 amino acids. The record is from RefSeq and is a predicted model, not a curated record. The transcript is spliced from 10 exons. NCBI's taxonomy places the organism in Eukaryota, Metazoa, Chordata, Mammalia, Rodentia, Cricetidae.